Brassicogethes aeneus is the source of this 624-nucleotide messenger RNA. The record is from the annotation of a GenBank genome assembly. NCBI's taxonomy places the organism in Eukaryota, Metazoa, Arthropoda, Insecta, Coleoptera, Nitidulidae.
AUGCCCAUUAUAGGUUGGAAAAAUGUUGCCAACUUAAGGGACUGCAUGGAUUUCGUGAAGGCUGUAAAUUAUACGAGGGGUUAUUUUAAAAACUGUCAAGCGUUGGGAUGUCCUGAAACUAGUAAUUCAUCAUUAGAAAUGGACUUUGGUUUUGAUUAUUAUAGUGCUUAUGACUUCUCAAAAAUCAGAACAAACCAGCUGUCAUAUUUCAUCAAAAAUCAACUAACAAACUGGUAUAAAGCAGCUUACGUGGGUUUGGACGAUAUGUAUCAAGAAGGCCUGUUCGAGAAUGCGUUUGGAUCAUUUCUGGGUUGUUCGAGGUAUAGAGCUUGGGCUCCUGGCCAUCCCAGAUCAAAGCAUAAAAACGAAGAUUGUGUGAUUUUGGAUUCUGAACGUACCUGGAGGGUUAUUGAUUGUAAAAUUAAACUUAGAGCGGUUUGCGAACUUUUUCCCCAUAAACCAGUUGCAAAAUUAAAUGGGUUUCAGUACAAAAAUGUGUCCUGUCAUAAAAUACGAAAUAAAAAAAAGAGAAAAAUGUGUAAAGAACAAAAGGAACUUUGGAGUUUGGUGAGCAAUUCAUCGAGAUUGGAUCAGUGUGCUUUAGUAACUUAUUUAUUAAACUAG